Messenger RNA from Xiphophorus maculatus (southern platyfish), 5614 nucleotides. RefSeq names its product protocadherin gamma-C5-like. The coding region runs from base 444 to 3317 and encodes 957 amino acids. The record is from RefSeq and is a predicted model, not a curated record. Gene Ontology annotation, molecular function: calcium ion binding. Gene Ontology annotation, biological process: homophilic cell-cell adhesion. The transcript is spliced from 5 exons. NCBI's taxonomy places the organism in Eukaryota, Metazoa, Chordata, Actinopteri, Cyprinodontiformes, Poeciliidae. Gene Ontology annotation, cellular component: plasma membrane.
AAAAAAAUGUAUUGAAAAUAUUCAUGGUUAAGAAAGAGACUUAGUGCAUGCAUUAAAAAAUCAAUUCUGCAUUAAAUUGGAUUUUUUAAUACCACAGCUGCUUCAAAAGUACAAGGUUGAGAAAAUAUGUUGUUGUUUUUAUCAAGCCAUCUAUUGUACAGAAGAGUAAAGAUGAACUAUACAUUUUCUAUAUUCUUGGACACACUGAACAUGUUUGAAGUUUUGGGAGAUUUUUCUUAAACAUGACCCCAGGGUGGCGCUAUAAAACAGGAAUAGGAUAUUUAGAGUCUCGUCUCCCGUUUUGCGUGUCUUCAUCAUACUGCUCCUGUCUUGUAGAGGAGGAAUAUCGCAGAUUUGUGAGGUUGCUGGUGUUUUCUGCUUGUACUGAAUAAUAUUUACUUCAUUAUUCACUGAUUCUUCAUACUGACUGAAGUUACUCAACGAUGAAUUCUAUAUUCGCCAUUGUUCUGUCGUGGGGAUAUUUUUUAUUCGUUCUUUGGAUCAACGUCGCGCAUGGAGACAUGAGCUAUUCUUUCCCGGAGGAGAUGAAACGAGGAUCCGUUAUUGGAAAUAUCGCCAAGGAUCUCGGGCUGCAGACAGGAGCGCUGUCCACCAGAAGAGCCCGCAUUGACACCGAAGAAAGUGAUAAACGUUACUGUGACAUAAACCUGAAGAGCGGCGAGCUGAUUGUGGCGGAGAGGAUUGACCGAGAGGAGCUUUGUGGCGAAAAGGCUUCGUGCAUCUUAAAACAAGAGCUCGUUUUGGAAAAUCCUCUAGAGCUGCAUCGGAUCAGCCUUAAUGUUCAAGAUGUUAAUGAUAACUCUCCGCAGUUCAACGAAAAAUUGAUUAGUCUUGAAAUUAGAGAAUCGGCAGCGAGAGGAGCUCGCUUUGUGAUCGAGGAGGCUCACGAUGCGGAUGUAGGACAAAAUUCAGUUCAGCAGUAUAGCCUUGAAAAGAACGAAAAUUUCAUUUUGGCUGCUAAUGGAAACACAGUGGAGCUUGUUUUAGAUAAAGAACUUGAUCGAGAAAAACAGAAAGAAAUUAAUUUACUCCUUACAGCUUUAGAUGGCGGAUCUCCUCAGAGAUCAGGUACAGUGGUCAUACAUGUAACUGUACUGGAUGCUAAUGAUAACGCCCCAGUGUUUAGCCAGGCCGUUUAUGAAGCCAGUCUGCCUGAAAACUCUCCUAUUGGUACUGUAGUGAUAACAGUGAGCGCAACUGAUGCAGAUGAGGGAGUGAAUGGAGACGUGACCUAUGAUUUUGGACAUGUUUCUGAAGAUGUGAGAAAGAAAUUCGCAAUUAAUCGCAAAGUAGGGGAAAUACGUGUAAUAGAGACUGUAGACUAUGAAGUUACUGCAUCAUAUGAAAUACGUAUUAAAGCAAAAGACGGUCUGGGCUUGUCAUCUUAUGCUAAGGUUAUCAUUUCUAUUACUGAUGUGAAUGACAACGCCCCUGUAGUUAGUCUGAAAUCACUGACCAAUCCCAUACCAGAAGACACUCCAGCUGGUACAGAGGUGGGCAUCAUUAAUGUACAGGACAGAGACUCUGAGAAUAACCGACAGGUUCGCUGCUCCAUCCAGGAAAAUGUCCCUUUGAAGUUGGUUCCUUCUAUUAAAAACUAUUAUUCUCUGGUGACCAAAGGACAACUGGACCGUGAACUAGUAUCUGGUUACAAUAUUACAAUCACUGCCACUGAUGAAGGCUCUCCUCCUCUGUCCUCCUCUAAAACUAUUCAUUUAUCUGUAGCUGAUAUCAAUGACAACCCACCUGUGUUUGAGGAACAGUCCUACAGCGCAUAUGUGAGUGAAAAUAACAAACCUGGCUCCUCUUUAUGUACUGUUUCUGCUCAAGAUCCUGACUGGAGACAAAACGGUACAGUGAUUUAUUCUCUGUUACCUGGUGAGGUGAACGGUGCCUCGGUGUCCUCCUAUCUAUCUGUUAAUGGAGACACAGGAGUGAUCCACGCUGUGAGGUCAUUUGAUUAUGAACAGUUCAGGAGUUUUAAAGUCCAAGUGAUGGCCAGAGACAAUGGUUCUCCUCCUCUCAGCAGCAACGUGACUGUCAGUGUGUUCAUAUCUGAUGUGAAUGACAACUCUCCUCAGAUAUUGUACCCAGCACCAGAGGGCAGCUCCUUCAUGACUGAGCUGGUCCCCAAAGCUGCACAUGGAGGGUCUCUGGUGUCUAAAGUGAUAGCAGUGGACGCAGACUCUGGACAGAACGCCUGGCUUUCAUAUCAUAUAGUCAAAGCCACAGAUCCAAGUCUUUUCAGUAUUGAUCUACACAGUGGAGAAAUCAGGACACAGCGGGACAUUUCAGAAUCUGACGGCAUGAAACAGAACCUGAUUGUUGCAGUGAAAGAUAAUGGACAGCCCUCUCUGUCUGCCACCUGUUCCAUGUUUUUACUUAUUUCUGAUAACUUGGCUGAGGUGCCAGAACUGAAAGACAUUUCUUAUGAUGAGAAGAACUCCAAGAUGACCUCUUAUCUGAUCAUUGCGCUGGUUUCUGUGUCCACCUUCUUUCUGACCUUCAUCAUCAUCAUCCUGGGUGUGAAGUUUUGUCGUAGGAGAAAGCCCAGACUGUUGUUUGAUGGAGCAGUAGCCAUCCCAGGAGCUUAUCUUCCUCCAAAUUACGCAGAUGUUGAUGGAACAGGAACUUUACGCAGCACCUAUAAUUAUGAUGCCUACCUGACAACAGGAUCCAGAACCAGUGACUUUAAGUUUGUAUCAUCUUACAAUGACAACACACUGCCUGCUGACCAGACUCUGAAGAAAAGUUUGAGUGAUUUUACUGAGCCUUUUGGAGAACUGGAAGGAUACUCAGAGCAAAAGCCCCCCAACAAUGACUGGCGCUUCACGCAAGGACAGAGGCCUGGACCUAGUGGUCCCCACAUGCCGUACGGUACACACAUACGAUGGACGCCGAAGAAUGGGACAAGGGCAACUGGAGGACCUGAGGUAGCCAUGGGAACUGGCCCUUGGCCCCAGCCCCCCACCGAAGCCGAGCAGCUUCAGGCACUGAUGGCAGCAGCCAACGAAGUAAGUGAGGCGACGGCCACCCUCGGGCCCGGCACCAUGGGCUUGAGCACCCGCUACAGCCCCCAGUUCACCCUGCAGCACGUCCCCGACUACCGCCAGAACGUCUACAUCCCCGGGAGCACGGCCACCCUCACCUCCAACCCUCAGCAGCAGCAGGCUACGGCCCAGCAGGCCACGCAGCAGGCGCUGCCUCCGCCUCAGGCCUCGGCACAGGCUGAGCCUCCAAAGGCCGCCCAGACCCCCGCCUCCAAGAAGAAGUCCACCAAGAAGGAGAAGAAGUAGAUGCUGGUGGAGAGGAGGUGGAGGCAUGAUGAAGUGAUGAGAAACCCAACCCCCCAUGCCCCACCAUUAGGUAUCUGCUGUCACAUGGACGCUGUUGGUGGUUCUUUGAAGAUUUUCUCCAAGAAUCCAAAUGUGCUGGAGGUUUUAGUGUUACUAACCCAUGUUGUGCUUAAAGGUCUAGUAUUGUUCAUGUAAUCUUUGUGGGUAGAUAUUUUUUGGCUGGGUAUGGGGGGUUGCUGUUGGUUCCCCCCCCCCCCAUUAUUUUCUUUAAAUGAAAAAAAAAAAAUUAAUAGACAAAGAGAUUCAGUGUAGAAAACCUUGCUGGAAUGACAAGGCUACACACAGCGAUGUAUUCAGAGAUGAAAAGUUAAUGUCUUUCAUGUUGGAUUUAUUGUGCACUUUCCGAAAGUGGAAAGCCGGCUAUUGUAAAGUUUGCUAGUUGCCAUUCAUUAUAUUCCUCUGUAGGGUCAGCCGUAAAGCAUAAGGCUGCUGUUUGACAGGUAUUACAGACUCUUCUGCAUGCUCAUUAAGGUUCAAACCACAUAUGCUAGUUUAGAGUUGCAAACUAUGCAUUGCAAAAGCAAAGAGAGGAACAUUCUGAAUCCUUGUUCCUCCCUCCAAUCGCAGGUCAACGUAAUGCACAUGUAGUGUUUACUUGACAGAAAACGAGAAUAACUUUUGUAAUCAUAGUUUUAAAGGAAAAGAAAAAGAUAUAAGAAUUUAAUCUUCUGAUAUUUUCUAUGAUCUGAGCAUGCACCCGCAGUUGAAGGGAGGGGUUGGCAGAGGACUGUGGUGAAGGCAUGGCACGUACUCUGAUUUAUCCUGGUUCCUAUAUAAAACCUCAGGACGAGUACAGACAUGUCCUGCUGCCCUCUCCCCCCCCUUGCGCCCAGCUAGUGUCCUUCCCUCACCCCCAAUUUGAGCCAAACUAUGAGAAAUGCACUGUUCGUAUGCUGAAGAAGAAACCGAGUUGGGGUUGUAAUCACUUCAAUCUUUAGGGAAACAUGUAGAUGUGGUAAACUUAAGUGCUUAGGAGUUUCUAGACACUUUGUAAGCCUCUAGGGCACUUUCUUGAGGUGCUGAAAAGAAAUUUCUUGAUGUGUUUUCUUUCCUUUUUUUUCCUUUUGGGAGAUAUUGAUUCAAUAGCAUAAAAGGGGUUUGUUUUAAGAUACUUUGCCAUAUAUCUGUCUGUCAGGAUAAAACUGCAUGAAAAAGAGGGCAGCUCGCAGGCUGGGUCAAAGGGGAGCAAAAGGGGAUCGGUGAGAGCUAAACCGAUCGAGGUGGGGUACAACCUACAACCUUUGGCUCUGCCCACUGAAUGUACAGAGGAACCAAUGCUGGCCUGCCCGCCCUUUUUAAUUUUCUCCAAUGCACUGACCCUGAUAGAGGUCAACAGAGCCAAGCACAGUCAAACCUGUUGGUGAGGAGACGCCCCUCUGGGGCAUCUUCUCCACUUUUGAAAUCAGUGGCAAACACGACCCUCUCCGCCUCUCACCUGUCUGCGUCCGCUCCCCCCUCGUUCUGCGAGGCUCCCACCCCGCUGUAAAUAAACACGAGUCCGGUUGAUGGUAUGAGCCAAGUAUUUGUACAGCAGGGACCUUCUCCAACUGUCCCCUCUCAACAAGGCGCGGCUUACUACUGGAAUGUGUUUGCAUUUUGUUUUUCAAGAAAAAUAAAAACCACAGCUUAAAAAAAAAAAAAAACAACAAAAAAAACCCCACAAAAAAUUUAUCAACAAUAAUCAAAACGUUUGACAUGUUCUUCAACAGUUUGUGUUGCAAUGUAGUAACUGAGCACCAUUGAAGCCAACUAACUCUUCAGUGUAAAUAAAUGACUUAAAGAUAACUUUAGAUGAGUAAAAAACAAAGUGACACACGUAGACUAGGUAACUUGUGGUAUGUGUUGCGCAUAUUUUUGUGUUUAUUUUUCUCUUUACUACCCUUUAUCACCCUGUAAAGAAAUGAGACAAAAAAAAUAUGGAAGUCUUUCUAUCCUUCUGUAACCUCUUAAUGUUACUUUGCGGUGAUUUUUCUCUUGUGCAUUUGUGAAAUAAUGCCUCUCAUUCUCUUUCUGUCCAUAUGAACAAAUGAUUAUAAAUAUUAUAUAUGUGUAAGUCCGUCCGCUGCUGAAUUAAUACUACUCUAUCCUGCUGUAUUAUCUUUCUUAUAAAAUGCUUUGCCCUCUCCCCACGCUACAACCCUGUGUUACUCUCUUAUUUUUAUGCUAAUAUUUAUAUUUCUGUUUUAUUUUCUCUUGGACACUGACAUUUCAAAUAAAAGAAAUCAUAUGAAAAACCU